AUGGCGCGUCUCCUCAAAGCCGUCGCGGCCGCCGCCCUUUUCCUGGGCACCACCUCGGCCAUUGAACGCGAGCCUCACCAGCCCUCCGGAGGCGGCGAAAAGAUUGUUACCUGGAACGAGACCGUCGUCUCGCCACGCUUCGGCGCCAGCUCCCGCUCCGUCGAAUGGCUUUCCGGAACCGACGACGGUCGCUUCAUCUACCUCUCCAACAACGCGCUCGUCAUCGAGGAUAUCGUCUCCGGCGCGAAUGAGACUUUUGUCGCGGCCGAUAAGAUCCCUGCCGAUUACGCCGAGUACUGGAUCCGCCCGGACUUGAAGAAGGUUCUCUUCGCGACCAACUACACCAAGCAGUACCGCUACUCGUACUUCGCCGAUUACUCCGUGCUGGACGUCGAGUCGGGCGUUCUCGAGCCUCUCGUCGGUGACCAGGCUGGCGACAUCCAAUACGCUGAGUUUGCGCCCGUUGGAGAUGCCAUUGCCUUCGUCCGAGGCAACAACCUCUACCUGAGCAAAAACGGCACAAUCUCCCAAAUUACCAACGAUGGCGGUCCCGACCUGUUCCAUGGCGUUCCCGAUUGGGUUUACGAGGAGGAGAUCUUCGGCAGCCGCAGCACUUUCUGGUUCUCCCCCGACGGAGAGUACAUUGCCUACCUCAGCUUCAACGAGACGGGCGUCGAGACCUUCACCAUUCCCUACUACAUGGGCGGUGAGGAGAUCGCGCCCCCGUACCCUGUCGAACUUGACCUUCGCUACCCCAAGGUUGGCAGCAAGAACCCGACCGUUGAGCUGACUGUGCUCGAAAUCGAGUCUGAGGACCAGACCCCGGUCGCCGUUGACGCCUUCCCUGCCGAUGAUCUCGUCAUCGGCGAGCUGAAGUGGGUUACCACCGACCACACCAGCUUCGUCUACCGCGCCUUCAACCGAGUUCAGGAUCAGGAGAAGAUUGUGCGCGUUGAUAUCGAGGGUUACGCGUCCGAGACCAUCCGCGAACGCGACGGUUCCGACGGCUGGCUUGACAACAACCAGGGCAUCCAGUACAUCGGCCCUCUCCAGAACACCACGGAUACCUACUACAUCGACCUUUCCGACGAAUCAGGCUGGAGCCAUCUCUACCUCUACCCCGUCAAGGGCGGCAACGCCGUUCCCCUGACCAGCGGCGAUUGGGAGGUCUCCUCAGUCCUUAAGAUCGACACCGAGCGUCACUUGGUGUACUACCUCUCCACCGAGCACCACAGCACCGAACGUCACCUCUACUCUGUAUCCUACCCUUCGGGCACCAAGAAGGCGUUGGUUGACGACACUGUUGCUGGUUACUGGAGCGCUUCUUUCUCGGCUUCCGGAGGCUACUACAUCCUAAGCUACCAGGGCCCCAACGUCCCCUACCAGGAGCUGUACUCCGUGAACUCUACUGAGCCCGUCCGCACCAUCACCAGCAACGAGGCUCUCGUCGCUCGUCUCCAGGACUACAAGCUUCCCAACAUCACCUACUUCGAGCUCGCCCACCCCGACGGCUACAGCUUGAACGUCAUGCAGCGUCUCCCUGCAAACUUCGACCCCUCCAAGAAGUACCCCGCCCUUUUCACUCCUUACGGUGGCCCCGGCGCUCAAGAGGUCACGAAGCGAUACCAGACCAUUAACUGGCGUGCCUUCAUCGCAUCGGAACCCGAGCUCGAGUACAUUACCUACACGGUCGACAACCGCGGCACGGGCUACAAGGGCCGCGAGUUCCGUUCCACCGUCGCCGGCCACCUUGGCCGCCUUGAGCCCCUCGACCAGAUCUGGGCCGCCGAGCAACUGUCGUCCCAGAACUCCUUCGUCGACGCCGAGAAGAUUGGCAUCUUCGGCUGGUCCUACGGCGGGUACCUUUCUGCCAAGGUCGUGGAACAGGACUCGGGCGUCUUCUCGUCCGCGCUCAUCGUCGCUCCCGUCAGCGACUGGCGCUUCUACGACUCGCUGUACACGGAGCGCUACAUGAAGACCCUGACCGACAACGAGGAAGGCUACAAUGAGACCGCCGUUCGAAACGCGGACGGCUUCAAGAACAUUGCCGGCGAGUUUACAAUUCUUCACGGAACCGGCGACGACAACGUGCACUACCAGAACGCCGCCGCGCUCAUCGAUCUGCUGGUCGGUGCUGGCGUGCCGAACAGCAAGAUGAACUGGCUCGCCUUCACGGACAGCGACCACAGCAUCGCGUACAACGGCGCCAACAUCUGGCUGUACAAGUACCUUACCGAGGCGUUGUUCAGGGAGAAGCAGCGUUCGGGCGACCGCUUGGUGCACCAAUGGAGCAAGAAGAGCUUGCCCGAGACCGAGUUCAACUUCGACCGCGAGUAA
Molecule: messenger RNA, 2337 nt
Organism: Colletotrichum karsti
Lineage: Eukaryota; Fungi; Ascomycota; Sordariomycetes; Glomerellales; Glomerellaceae
Product: extracellular dipeptidyl-peptidase dpp4
Exons: 2
Coding region: 1-2337 (778 amino acids)
Biological process (GO): proteolysis
Molecular function (GO): dipeptidyl-peptidase activity; serine-type peptidase activity
Source: RefSeq, a predicted model, not a curated record